CCUUCUAGCGGAAAAACGACGACGCCGGCAAUCUUAGGCUGAUGACACCAGGAAAAACACUCUCACUAGCUCUGUCUCUGAUCCGCUUUUCCAGAGCAACGAGGCCUGCCCAUAUAAUGUGCUUAUACCUGCCGCUGAUCUGCUCGACUACCUGCUAUAUGGCGGAAUUAUUAGCCAUCUGGGCUACGGACAUAUAAAAGGAGGGUAUUUUUCAGGGCUUAAAGUAGUCUUCAAACACGACACAUUCGCUGCAGACACACGCGAUCUACAAGAUGCCACAACCAGGCUGGGAUUACACCAUCGUUGCUUUCUUGGUUUUCUUUAGUUUCCUGCAUCUUUCCAAGGCAGCCAGUUAUCAGCUGCAAUCCUAUGACUUGGAUUCGGAUAAUGACACUAUGAGCAACAACAUCAGUGGGGAAGAGGAACUGGAUGGGGAAGAAAUCGUAGUCACGGAAAAACCCUUCUCCUGGCUGAGGAAUGCCCACAGCAUGCUGGGCGGCACCGCAGGCCAUGUGGUCAUCCAAGUGGCCAAGGAGCUGCUACAUCGGUCUGCAGGAAACAGUCAAGUCCUCAGUCUGAAUCUAACCAAUCUGCUGAUUAUAAUUUUACUGAAAGUGCUCAUCUUUACGGCUGGCAUGCUGGGAGCUGGACACUGGACUGGUUAUGGCAAUGGUUAUGGACGUUCUGCAGGAGGAGGCUAUGACUAUUCCCUGGGUCUAAACCCUGGAGAUGAUUAUCUGAUUACAGGAUUUCUAGCUGCCAAAGGAACAGGCAAAGAUGAGUGCCUCCAAGCAGCAUCUUGCGCCUGUCCCAAUGCAGCCUAUGCUUAUGCAAGGGCAGGACGACAUUUGCUGGGACUAACUGAGCUAAUUCAAGGCUCGGCACCUGUAGAGAAACCCCGAUAUUUAGAUCUCAUAGUCUUGAUGGAGAAAUCCGCCCACAAUGGCUAUCGGGGAGACAACUGCAAUACCACCUACAAGUGCGAUGGAAUGCUCUGAUCUUA
Molecule: messenger RNA, 1003 nt
Organism: Drosophila kikkawai
Lineage: Eukaryota; Metazoa; Arthropoda; Insecta; Diptera; Drosophilidae
Source: RefSeq, a predicted model, not a curated record